Molecule: messenger RNA, 586 nt
Organism: Cucumis sativus (cucumber)
Lineage: Eukaryota; Viridiplantae; Streptophyta; Magnoliopsida; Cucurbitales; Cucurbitaceae
Exons: 3
Coding region: 139-399 (86 amino acids)
Source: RefSeq, a predicted model, not a curated record
AGUCCCGCUACAACCGAAGGUUCUCUCUUUACUACGGCCCAAUCGUGUCCGCCCAGCUCCCUUCACCAUCUUUCCCCAGAAAAACCUUUCUUUAUUUCUUUCUCCGACGGAAAUCAAGCCGUGAAGCUUUAUGUCACCAUGAUUUCCGUUCUUGCUCAGGAACGACUGCUUGGUUUUGCAUUGGGGAGCGUGUUCGCCGGGGUUGUUGUUUUUGAGCAACGGAAAAGCUUAUACCAAUCCAUUUCCGAAAACUAUCCACCAGCUACCCAAUCUCCAGUAAGCAUGAGAAAACCUGUGCUAGCAAAGAAGUAUGGCCCAGAGUUUUCACACCUAUGGAAUAGAGCUGUAGACCAGACGUUUGGACCCGUGAUUCAGGCACUCAGUUCACGGGGAUGGUGAUAUGUUGAGAAUGGUUUCUUUCAUCAAUGUGUCUAAUAUCAAUUUGUGAAACAUGUAAGGAAACAGAAUUUUAAAUUACUAGUUUUAACAUUCUGGAUUAUCAAAGAAUUUAUGUUAUGUCCGUGAAUCAAACUCCAGAGCCAUGAGCUUUAGGCCUUUAAAGCAAUAAAACUGCUCUUUUUCUUAA